Molecule: messenger RNA, 2460 nt
Organism: Glarea lozoyensis ATCC 20868
Lineage: Eukaryota; Fungi; Ascomycota; Leotiomycetes; Helotiales; Helotiaceae
Product: (Trans)glycosidase
Exons: 2
Coding region: 1-2460 (819 amino acids)
Biological process (GO): fungal-type cell wall (1->3)-beta-D-glucan biosynthetic process
Cellular component (GO): fungal-type cell wall; cytoplasm
Molecular function (GO): 1,3-beta-glucanosyltransferase activity
Source: RefSeq, a predicted model, not a curated record
AUGUUCAACCUACUUGGUCGCGCGGCUGUUGUAGCACUUGCGGCAAUCAGUACCGUCAAUGCGAUUCCGACUAUCUCCAUCAAAGGCUCAAAGUUCUUUGCAGAUGGAAAACAAUUCUUUCUCAAAGGUGUUGCAUAUCAAGGAACUCCGGACGAUCCACUAGUAGACACCAAACAAUGUCAAAUGGAUGCCGAUAAGAUGAAGACAAUUGGCACAAACUCUAUUCGGGUCUACCACAUCAAUCCUUGGGUGUCACAUGAUGGAUGUAUGAAAGCGUUCGCCGAUGCGGGAAUUUAUAUUUGGCUUGAUCUCGACACGUUCAAUACCAGUAUCAAAUCUACCGAUCCAGCAUGGACGGAGCCUCAAUUUAUAGAGUUCGCGAGAGUCAUGGAUGUGAUGCACCAAUACGACAAUCUGGGAGGCUUCUGGAUUGGCAAUGAGGUUAUCUUCACGAACGCAAACUCAAACGCAUCCCCAUACGUCCGAGCUGCAACUGCGGAUAUGAAAGCAUAUAUGGCUUUGAAAAAGUAUCGCACGAUUCCGAUCGGAUACUCUGCUGCAGAUAUUGCAGAAUUAAGACCUGCAUUACAGAAUUACCUCGCUUGCGAUCCAGACCCAAAGAACAAUAUCGACUUCUUUGGCCUCAAUUCUUACGAGUGGUGUGGUGAUUCUUCCUACCAAACUUCCGGAUACGCAAAUCUCCAAGCCAUGGCAAAGGGCUACUCGAUACCAAUUUUCUUCUCCGAGACAGGUUGCAACCAACCUGCCAACCGGCUUUUCACCGACCAAGCAGCUAUCUUUGGCCCAGAGAUGGUUGAUACUUGGAGUGGGAGUAUCGUUUACGAAUGGGUGGAGGAAGUCAACAAGUACGGUCUCGUCAACUAUGGCCCAAAUGGCAAAAUCUAUGGUGCAGCGCCAAUUCCAAUCCAACCCGACUUCGACAAUCUCGCAGCGCAAUGGAAAAGUGCCACACCAGCUGCAAUUGCAGAGUCUGCCUACACUCCAUCUUUGAAAGCACCAGCAUGUCCUUCGGCCACAGGAGGGUGGCAAGUCAACGGAAACAUUCCAAUGCCUACCCUCGCACCCGAAAUGAUCACCAGAUUAGCAUCAAACGCUGUCGCAGCGCCUCCAUCUGGUUCGCCUGCAUCUGCGUCUUCACCUUCUUCUUCAACAAAUGGUAUGCUCAAACCAAAUUCUUCUCCCCCUUCAGCGAGUUCUGGUUUUUUUGUUACUUCUCAUCCCAGCGGGAAGCCUUUUCCUUCCGCGAACGCAACUAGCAGAGUUCAUUCAAAUCAUACUCGUCCCAGACCUACUGCAGCACCAUCUUCCGGCCAUAAUCUCACUGCUCUAUUCCCCAAUGGCACAGUAGUCACGUCGGCUAAAGCUUGUCCGACCUGUUCUUACAGGACAUGGUCUUACAAGAUUGGCUCGACAACCGUUCCGGUGGGCUUGCCUAUUGGCACGGGAGCAACAAAGGCUUGUCCGACAUGUACUUAUAGAACUUGGUCUUAUAACAUCAGCUCUCCUUCUGCGCAUCCUACUGGCAUUUUCCCUAUUUCUUCGAAUGGUUCGCUUGUUAUUCCCACUCCUACGCCUGUCAUACCUGUUAUUUCUUCUUCUGGCGUUGCGAUUUCAUUUCCGCCUGGCGAUGUACCUGUUGUUCCGACCCCUCCAGUUGGAGGUCCACCGGUACCACCAGUUACUGUCCCAACUUCAGCAGCUGGUGGAUCACCGCCAUCAGGUGCUGUUUCUUCUCCUUCUGUUGCAACCCCCGGAUCACCAAAUGCUGGUUCUGCCACUACUCCAGUUGGUGGUUCACCACCACCGCCGGGUGCUGUUCCUUCUCCUUCUGGCGCACCUCCAGGACUACCAAAUGCUGGUUCUACUACGGACGCAAAUGGCAAUCCAAUACCUACACCACCAAUCGUUGGUGGCCCACCAGGCGCUGUUCCAUCACAAACAAAUGUCGAUGGUUCCCCAGCGCCUGUACCGUCAAUGGUUCCAGGCUCAGAGUCACCUCCAGAUGGUGUACCAGUAGUCCCAACCGUCGUCCCAAUUUUCACACCCCCAGGCGUUUCUCCCACACCUCCAGCAGGAGACACCCCCGCAUCUCCUUCUGUCAUUUCACCACCCUAUGCGCUCAAUUCAACUACAUCAUUUUCAAACACUACCGCACCCCCAAAUACUGAUCUCUUCUCCACAGUCCCUUCAGCAUCGCCGACUCUCAACUCUCCACCCGUCACACUCACCACAUCUUCCUACGUACCUCCAGCUGCGACCAGCGCAAGCGGUGCGACUGGUGCAGGCGUCACGCUCGCUACCACCACAUCCACAUCAUCAAGCGCCAGCGCCUCACCUACAAAACCACAGGCGAAUCUCGGUAACGGGCAUGGGAGUACCGCUGGUAGUAGUAGUCUGGCGGUUGGACUAUUGAUUGCGGUCGCUGGGUGGUUGUUAUGA